Messenger RNA from Rhinichthys klamathensis goyatoka, 2328 nucleotides. RefSeq names its product PARP1 binding protein (gene parpbp). The coding region runs from base 121 to 1884 and encodes 587 amino acids. The transcript is spliced from 11 exons. Gene Ontology annotation, biological process: negative regulation of double-strand break repair via homologous recombination. Gene Ontology annotation, cellular component: chromatin. Lineage: Eukaryota; Metazoa; Chordata; Actinopteri; Cypriniformes; Leuciscidae. The record is from RefSeq and is a predicted model, not a curated record.
CACCAGUUUAUAAUAAGUUAACUUAUUUACUGGCGUGGCGUCUGUUUUCCCAUAUGUUUCACAUUAGAGACCUCGGACACGUCUUAAUAUCAGUGUUGUACAUUUUGUAAAGACUGAAUAAUGGUGGUUAUGGAGGAAAGCCUGAGAACAAUGACCAGGGUUUUUAGGAGAGAGUGUCACAGGGUGUUGGACUCUGAGAGGACCACCAUCCAAGGGGCUGAUGGGAUGCUGAUGGUCCUACAACUUGCUAUGGCUGGGGUCAACAAGCAGGAGUAUGGGGACUUUGGUGUUGCUUUGAGUGAAGUCUUGGCUGCCUGGAAAUACUUCCUUCUGGAUAAGCUCCAGCUAUCCCACAACGAUAUCCCUCUUCCACAAAACUAUGACCUCAUUCAAAAAGAGUAUGACUGCUUUUUGAAACGUACAAAUACUGUGGACUUGAUUGACGUCUUCAUUAUGUUCAAGGAGCUUCGGAUAAAUGGGGACCCUGAGGAGCCCCUAACUGCGAUGCAACUGUUUCAGUUUCUCGUUGGUGAAAAGCAGAGUUUGGAAAAAAAGGAAUCUUUUCCUGUGUGUCCCGCAACACCUUCUAACAAGGCUGGAAUCUGCAGUCCACAGAUACAGCGAGUCAUCAGGAGAGUUUUCUGUUCUUAUUUGGGCCUUCUGGUGAACUGUAAAAAUGACCUGGCCCUUGUGUACACCCUGGACAACCCUAAUCGCUCUCUGGGCCACAUCGCCUUUACUGACCUGAGACAUGCUGCAUGCAACAAUGCCUCGUCUCUUUUCUUGACAGUGACAUCGUUUGUCAGGGCCAUACAGCUGGGAGGAAAGGGGUACGCCCCACCCGAGUCUCACCCCUUAAGGAAGCACAUAAAGGGUUUAUCGGAAUUUCUCAAUUUUGUCGACCAGUGUCAAGACAUUUUAGGAGAAACCCCCAAUCCAAGAGAAGCUGGAACCAAGCUGGUGUCUAGUAUUAGAGCUGCUUUGGUCAAAGGCCGCAGUGGUGGAGACCCAGUAUACCUUGCAGCAGAGGACACCGCCAAAAGUCUCAAGGAAAGGAUCAGUGAAAUACACACCACGCAGACGCAGUCAGUGGUUGGCACAGGAAUUAGUCCAGCCAGGCCCAAAGCAUAUGCUAUUAACCACUCUACUGCCUAUGGGGGCCGAGAGACUGUGAAGGUUCUGAUGGCCCUCUUGGAUGAAGAGGCACUAGCCCCGCCCUGCAGGAACAAGGUGGAACUGCUUUCUGAAGAUCAUGCGAUUCUUAAUGGCAGCGCUGGAGCUUGUCUUCUUACCCUGUACAAAUCUCCAGAAGCUCCUACGGGAUCUUCUCCAAAACCUUUACGGAACCGCGUCUUGAGCCAACAAGAACAUAUCAAGUCCAAGGUUGUGCGGCCAACCAUCCGCUCUCAGUUUGCGUGUACGUACAAGGACGAUGAGCUGCCCCUCAGCCGGGUGUUGGAGUUUCCAAGUGCUAGCCAACUUCCCACCUGUGCGCACCCUGCGCCCAAACGAACCAUCUCUUUACAUGCAUCUGUGGAGGAAGAGUGUGACUCCCCUGGGAUGGAUAACAGACUCAAAGAGGCCACUAACUUGAAGUGUGAAGGUCCCGGCCAAUCCGCUCUGGGGGAACAUAGUGGAAAUGCCUGGAAGCAAGCAGGUGGGAAGGGGACCCAGCCAGAACCGCUCCGAAGAGCAACCGGUACCUCGAAGAGAAAGCUUGCCAAUAGAGAGUGCGCUGAGCAUGGAAAAGAAGAGAACCAGCCCCCUCAGAAAAGACCCCCUGCUAAGGCUCCCGCUGGAGGCCUGGGGAAAAGGAGCAGUAAAUCUGCCGGCAAGAAGCUCAUUGCUGGUCAGGGCAAACUGACUGGAUUUUUCAGACUAUAAUGUACUCCAUGAGCUCUUAUUGAUGGUGAUGCUGUUUUGGCAACAAGCACAUAUUUAAUUUAUUGGUAGUAUAAAUGCAUUUAAGGGGGAUAGUUCACCUGAAACUGGUAAUUUGCACCCUCAUUUUUUCAAACCUUUUAUUGUUGCCAUGAAAUAUCCCUUUAAAUGCUUUCACUAUCCCUUUAAUAAAAACCAAUCACAUCAACUUGAGUCAGGGAACUCUUCUGCAGAUACUGACAGGGUGUAUGUGUAUAUAUUUGUUUGUGGGCAUGUUUGAGACGUAAGGGAGGAGAUUGAGUUGGCAGAGAUUGAACUUUAUCAUUUUAAUUGAUGAUUGUGUGACUGGAGUACAUUUCAUAAUGUAUGCUUUCUGUUUUCCUUAAACACGACCCAUCAUUUGCAGAUUUUAAUAAAUUUUUAUUUCCGUUCUUUAAAAUCAUACAA